CUUUCCUCUAUUGCUCGCCAGAAUGUUGGCACCUACAGAAGCUUUGGCCUCUUCCUCAAUAACUGGGACACCUGCUUUUGCAACUGCUGCUGCGAGAAAUUUCUAUGGCUCCACUCCAAAUUUCGCAGGAAACUUGACUUUUGCCAUCGUUAUGGGCGUUUUGUUUAUUGUUCAUUCAAUUCUAGCUGUUACUUACAAACAGCGAUACUUUGGAUUAUCGUUUAUUUUUGGAGCUGGGUUGGAAUUUGCUACAUACAUAGGCAGAACCUUAGCAAAUGGCGAUCCAACAAGCACCAAAUAUUUCUUGUUGCAAAUCAUUGCAAUCAAUCUUGCUCCGGUGUUUUUAAUGGCAGGCAAUUAUUAUUUGCUUGGGAAAUUGGUUAUAAUUUACGGUGAAUACUAUUCGAUCCUAACGCCCAUAGCUUAUUCCUACAUAUUUAUUGUGUGUGAUGUUGUGGGUUUGUUUUUGCAGUCUGCUGGUGGAGCUGCGGCUGGCAAAGCACUAAAUGAUAAGUCUCGAAGAAUUUCAGAUAAUAGUUCCAAUAUAAUACUUGGUGGUAUAGCAUUUCAGGUAUUUUCCAUGUCUAUUUUCUUGUUUUUUUGGACUCAUUUUCUCUAUUCCAUUUACAUCAAAACAAACACCUUAUUAUUAAAGUAUAAUUCUUCUACCAAUAAUAACAGCAUUGGUAAUAAUAAUAGUGAUGUUCAAAAUGGAAAUGGAAAUGGAAAAAUUUUUACUUUAUUUCAAAAGUUUUACAAUUUUAUUGAUACUUCAUCAAAAGAUCAUUUAUUCAAUCUCAAUUAUAAGGAAAUCCGGAAAAACAAGAUAUUGAUUUAUUUUCCAUUGGUUUUAACUAUUUCUGUUUUAUUGAUUUAUACCAGGUCUGUUUACAAGUUAAUUAUGCUUGCAUUAAAGAUAGCAGGCCAUGGGAAUAACAGUGAAAUUCAUUUUUUUUUGUUAGAAUCAUUACUAAUGGCGUUAUCUAUUUUGAUAUUGGCAUUUUGUUAUCCAGGGUAUGUAAUGGAUGGUAGACAUAGCAAGAUAGUAGUUGGCAAACGGAUUCGUUUGAGAGAUUUUAAGAUUGUGAAAAAGGAUUUUGAUUCAUUUAUUAGACAAUUUGAGAAUGAAUCGACAAACCAAGAAAAUGAUUCCAUGUCAUUUACUAUUAAAAACAACAGUCCUGUUGAAAUUGAAAAGACAGUGUGAAAUCUAAUAGCAAAUGUAAAUGUAACUUGAGCUUUUUUUCAAUUAGAAACAGAUUUUUAAUUUAUUCCUUUAUUCUUUUUUUCAUUUAUUUCUUCAUUCAUCUUUUUGUUUAUCGGAAUAAGUUAUAUCAAAUCUAUUUUUACUUCAAAUUGACUCAGUCUAAUUUUUGUAGAUUGUACUUUUUGUAUUUUUUUCCAAAUUUUUGUAGAUUUUUUGUUUUAGAAUUUUUCAAAGGAAGGAGUUAAAAAUGCAUUUUAAUCCAAGACUGUUUUUGUUCCAUCUUUUUGAAA
Ascoidea rubescens DSM 1968 is the source of this 1497-nucleotide messenger RNA. RefSeq names its product RTA1 domain-containing protein. The record is from RefSeq and is a predicted model, not a curated record. NCBI's taxonomy places the organism in Eukaryota, Fungi, Ascomycota, Saccharomycetes, Ascoideales, Ascoideaceae. The coding region runs from base 23 to 1207 and encodes 394 amino acids. Gene Ontology annotation, cellular component: plasma membrane; fungal-type vacuole. The transcript has a single exon.